Polyodon spathula (Mississippi paddlefish) is the source of this 1793-nucleotide messenger RNA. RefSeq names its product calcium-binding protein 39-like. Gene Ontology annotation, molecular function: protein serine/threonine kinase activator activity. The coding region runs from base 232 to 1257 and encodes 341 amino acids. Lineage: Eukaryota; Metazoa; Chordata; Actinopteri; Acipenseriformes; Polyodontidae. Gene Ontology annotation, biological process: intracellular signal transduction. The record is from RefSeq and is a predicted model, not a curated record. The transcript has 9 exons.
CUAAGCGGCAGUAGAGAGCAAACAAAGGUGCCUGCUUGAUCACUAUCAACACAGCGGAAAUCGACGCAGCACCCGCACUGACAUUUCGGACACAUUCUCCGCAAGAGAGACACAGCCAAACAAUAGUAUUAUUAUACGCACGGAGAGGAAAGAAACAGAACACAGCCAGGAGGUUUCUAAUCAGGUAGACAAAGUGCUGUUCAAUAGAGAGGCCCAACUGAAGCAGCAGCCAUGCCAUUCCCGUUUGGCAAGUCCCACAAGUCUCCUGCAGACAUUGUUAAACACCUGAAGGACAGCAUGGCAGUACUAGAAAAACAAGACAUCUCAGAUAAAAAGGCAGAAAAGGCAACUGAAGAAGUCUCAAAGAACUUGGUGGCCAUGAAGGAGAUCUUGUAUGGCACAAACGAAAAGGAGCCUCAGACAGAAGCAGUGGCUCAGCUGGCCCAGGAGCUGUACAACAGCGGUCUCCUUAGCACACUAAUAGCAGAUUUGCAACUCAUUGAUUUUGAGGGUAAAAAAGAUGUUGCUCAGAUUUUCAACAACAUUCUUAGAAGACAGAUUGGCACAAGAACCCCUACAGUAGAAUACGUCUGCACCCAACAGAAUAUACUUUUCAUGUUGUUAAAAGGCUAUGAAUCACCUGAAAUUGCUUUGAAUUGUGGUAUAAUGCUGAGGGAAUGCAUCAGACACGAACCAUUGGCAAAAGUCAUCCUUUGCUCUGAGGAGUUCUACGAUUUCUUCAGAUACGUGGAACUGUCAACAUUUGAUAUCGCGUCUGAUGCAUUUGCCACGUUUAAAGUAAUUUUUACAAGGCACAAGCCACUGAGUGCAGAAUUCUUGGAACAACAUUAUGACAGAUUCUUUAGUGAAUAUGAGAAACUACUCCAUUCAGAAAACUAUGUGACAAAAAGGCAGUCUCUGAAGUUGCUUGGAGAACUCCUUUUAGAUCGACACAAUUUCACAAUUAUGACCAAGUACAUCAGCAAGCCAGAGAAUCUGAAAUUAAUGAUGAACCUUCUGAGAGACAAGAGUCGCAAUAUCCAGUUUGAGGCCUUCCACGUCUUCAAGGUGUUUGUAGCCAAUCCCAACAAGACCCAGCCUAUCUUGGAUAUUUUGCUGAAGAAUCAAACAAAACUUAUUGAGUUUCUUAGCAAGUUCCAGAAUGAUAGGACCGAAGAUGAACAAUUCAAUGAUGAAAAGACCUACUUGGUGAAACAAAUCAGGGAUUUGAAGAGACCAGCACCACAGGAAGCGUAAACCUUCAUUUAUUAACCGAAACUACAGCCGUAAAAUCAGCAACUACUGUUAGAUAUUGAACAUUAAGCACCCUUCAAUUCAUGAGGAGUAUUCCUGCUAAUCUGCUCUUCAAUUAAUGUUUUUUUUUUUUAAUUUUAUAUUUUUUGGGGUUCAAGAUAAAACUGUUGCUUUCUUGCACAUUAGAACACAAUGUGGACUUAUUACUGAAGUAUUUUGUCAUUCAAACAAUGCAAAACAACCUUUUUUGCCUUCAUUGCUUUAUGGAAUUAUUUGCAGGUGUUGAUUUGACAAUAUAUAAGUUGAACUGUUUUAAUUUUGCUUAUUUUUAUUGAACAGAUUUUCAAAAAGUAGCAAGAGUAGUGAUUUUUGCAUUUCAUUAGAUGUUUCCUUUGUACAUAACUCCUUAGACAGCUCAUUUCUGCUUAAGAUAUGAAUUAAUUUGUACAGCAAAUGAAUGUUAUUGAUUAGUAUGUAACUAUUAACCUAAUAUUGAUUUUUUUUUUUUUUUUUUUUUCCCCCCCCCCCCCCCCCCCCCC